Molecule: messenger RNA, 3256 nt
Organism: Entelurus aequoreus (snake pipefish)
Lineage: Eukaryota; Metazoa; Chordata; Actinopteri; Syngnathiformes; Syngnathidae
Gene: nudt19
Product: nudix (nucleoside diphosphate linked moiety X)-type motif 19
Exons: 3
Coding region: 124-1251 (375 amino acids)
Cellular component (GO): mitochondrion
Molecular function (GO): hydrolase activity, acting on acid anhydrides, in phosphorus-containing anhydrides
Source: RefSeq, a predicted model, not a curated record
GGCAGAAGCGGCUUCGAUACACCGAAAAGUAUUUCCGGUUACCGCUACCAAAACAACUUUGAUGGUGACUUUCAAUAGAUUCUUGUUCAAUUCAGGAAAAAAUAACUCGUUGUAUGUUUGAAAAUGAACACCAGGCUGAAGAACUGGAAGGAGGCGGCCACUCUUAUUUUAGCUGCGGGUCACAAGCUUGGCGCGGAGGGUUUAUCGCCACCUCACCGCUUUGACUACAAUGUUCUACUACUUAAACGAAGCCACAAAAGUGGAUUCAUGCCUAAUGCGUAUGUGUUCCCUGGAGGCAUGGCGGACUCUUCCGACUUCUCCAGCGACUGGCUGGACGUUUUUAAAGCUUUUACCAACUCUCCAUAUUUCGGUUUAAAGAGCGUCCAACAACCUCAUGACACCAGACCUCCAAUGUUUGCGACGGACAGGCUGAAAUUGGGCUCUCCUAUCCCGGGAGAAGUCGCCUUUCGAAUCUGCGCCUUAAGGGAGACCUUCGAGGAGUCAGGAGUGUUGUUGUUUGUGUCCAAAGACGAGGAGAUGACUUUGUUAAAGAGCCUUGAGGACAGACGCACCACAGAUGAAGUCAAGCACUAUAAAGUCAACGAGCUGUGCAGCAGUGAGCUGAGCAGGUGGAGGACUCUUGUCAACCAGAACCCGUCUAACUUCAUCACAAUGUGCAGGGAGCUGCAGGUGCUGCCCAACAUCUGGGCCUUACACGAGUGGGCCAACUGGCUGACCCCAGAACGUCGAUACGGCGUGAAGAGGUUCGACACAGCCUUCUUCAUCUGCUGCCUGCAGGACACACCUCACACCCUGCAGGACGAUAAGGAAAUUGAGCGCUUUCAGUGGUCAACGCCUCCUGAUGUCCUGCGGAGCUACCAGGCGCGCGAGCUGUGGAUCGCCCCCCCUCAGUUCUACGAGCUGAGUCGCAUGUGUCGCUUCCCUUCGCUGAGCGACCUUCAGAAUUUCGCUCGGCAGCGUUCCUCGGACGGCUGUGAGCACUGGCUGCCAGUUGUCUUCCAACAGGACGACAGCUACUUAUCAGUGUUGCCAGGAGACCGAUUGUACCCAUCAAACAGUUCUGAAGGGAGGACAGUAGAAACGAGCUUAGACCAGGAAAGUUCAGAGACAGCUCUGCAUCGCUUCCUGAUCUCUGACCCCUACGGUACACGCCUGCAGAUCAACAUCACACCAAAAUACAACCACCUGAUGCCUCUUGUCGGCCCCUUUGAUCCCAGCGCUGAACUUUGACCUGCUCCACAGCCCGCCUCCGUGAGCACACAUGAACAAUUACAUUGACAAAUGAUAAACAUAUUAAAUAUGUCAAAUUCCAAAUUGUACAACAUAACUCAGAGUAUGUUAUGAAACUUAAAUUAAUUCAUUAAUGAUGUACAGUACAUUCAAUUUAACACUAACAACUAUUUGCUUUGACACCUUUAAAUUAAAAAUACAAUCUUUUUUGUCAAAUAGUUUAGCAUAUUAUAAUGAGGGACAAGGGGUAGAAAGUGGAUGGAUAAGGUAAAUUAAAUGUGUUUUAGAAACUUUAGUGUAGAAAUGUAUCGAAGUGGCCCUCUGUGAAAAAUGUUUGGACACUCCUGAAUUGGAGGUUACUGUACAUUGCAUCCAUUAAAGAAGAACUGCACUUUUUGGGAAAUUUGCCUAUCGUUCACAACCAUGAGAGACAAGAACACACAUUUAUUUUUUAGGAUUUUAAAGAUGAUGAUAAAAACACUUGAAAUAUGCAGCUAAUGGGACUCACUGUCGUAGCCUUCAAAGCCCUCUAAAACAAAUUCAAAUCCUCCAUCAAAGUUUUGUGUAUACACUGCAAGUAUAUAUAUAAUGUAGUAACAGACAAGUUCAUAACAAUAUGUAAUAUGUACAAUAUUUACCAUAUUUUGGUCAUUUUAGUCAUUGCCGGGUGCGUGCCAGGUGACACCCAUCUCCCUUAGGUCUUCCCUGGCUGUCUGUCUCCACGUCUUCUUCGGCCUCCCUCUCUUCCUUAUUCCAUCUUCUGGCAUCCAGUCCAUUGCCACACUUGCCGGUCUUUCUCCUGGCAGUCGUAGUAUGUGCCCCAUAAUUCUCCUUCUCCUUUCGGAGACAAUGUCAGACAGUGCUGCUACACCUGCCCUUCUCAUCCCUUCUCAUCACCUCCUCGUUGGAGAUGUGGUCUCUCCAGGAGAUCUUCAGGAUGGAUCUGAGGCAUCGUCGGUGGAAGACCUCCAGCUUGUUAGUGAUACUGGUUGUCUUGAUCCACGUCUCACAGGCGUAGGUUGCUGUUGGUAUGACCACUGACAUGUAGAGGCGUAGCUUAAUGGCUGUUGUGAUGGCUUUGGACGACCAGAUGUUUCGGAGCCAUUGGAACACUCCUGCAGCUUUGCCAAUUCUGUGAUUGACGUCUUUCUCCACAACUCCUGUACUUGAGAUGUUACUUCCAAGAUAGGUGAAGUCGUCAACAUACUCUAUCAUGUUCGUCUAUAGUGGGUGGUGGAAAGUGUUGUAUUUGUCCAAAGGCCAUGGACUUGGUCUUUUCUUGGCUUAUCCGUAGUCCGACUUGUUCUCCGUGCUCAUGGAGAUUGUUGGUCAUCUCUCGGAGCAAGAAGAGCCGCCAGAGACCGGAGAAAAUGGAGGGGACUUGUCGCCCAAUGUUCCAAUAGGAACGGGAGGAACUAAGUCUAAUCAUUGCCGGAACUCAUUUAUAUCCGUUUCCAAAGCAACGCACGUCUGACUUCUGGCAACAAAUGUGUGCCCUAUUUCCGGAAACAAACAAGAGUGUGUUUUCUAAUCAUGGCAGACUUGGAAAUAGACAACGAAGACGAUUAUUUUUGGACAAAUGAGAAUUUACAACCUUAUCUUUUUUAAGCUGACUGUGUGGAUGAUAAUCUGCUGCUUAUAGAAGCCAGCACGAAAGACGAGUGAGACGUUGGAGCAAACGCAAGCCAAGAGAGUGACAGGAAAGUAACUUUGGCGCUCUAAAUGUGAAACUUGACCCAUGCUAGUUCGGCAUAAUUGGAGUGCUUUUACCUAAAUAAACCGGAAAAUAUGUCCCCCGCCAUCUUGACCAAACAGACAACUGUCCAUCACUUAAAUGUUGUACAUGAUACAUGCGCGUUGUUAAAACUACAGUGCACACGCUGUCUGGCUAUCUUUGCACAAACAAAACAUGAAAUAUGGGCUAAUACUUUACAGAUACUGUAAUAUGAUUAUUAAUGUUUUUCAGUCAGUACUGAUUGGUGUUCUAUCGGAUUGUGUUGUGCAU